This is a messenger RNA of Leptonychotes weddellii (Weddell seal), 1779 nucleotides long. Lineage: Eukaryota; Metazoa; Chordata; Mammalia; Carnivora; Phocidae. The record is from RefSeq and is a predicted model, not a curated record.
CAGGCAUAGGGGGCCUUCAAGACUUCGUGCUCAAGUCGGCGACUCUGUGUAGCGUGCCAUCUUGCCCGCCGUUUAUACCGCUCAGCUUCGAGGCUACCCCUAUUGUGAGGGUUGCUGUUGAACCGAAGCACCCAAGUGAAAUGCCUCAGCUCGUCAAAGGAAUGAAGCUCUUAAACCAGGCUGACCCCUGUGUCCAGAUUUUAAUUCAAGAAACGGGAGAGCACGUUUUAGUCACGGCGGGGGAGGUCCACCUUCAGCGAUGCCUGGAUGACUUGAAAGAAAGGUUUGCAAAGAUUCAAAUCAGUGUUUCUGAACCCAUUAUUCCAUUCAGAGAGACAAUCACAAAACCCCCAAAAGUCGACAUGGUCAAUGAAGAAAUAGGCAAACAACAAAAAGUUGCAGUUAUCCACCAAACAAAAGAAGAUCAGAGUAAAAUCCCUGAAGGAAUCCAAGUUGACUCUGAUGGGCUCAUCACCAUAACAACCCCCAAUAAGCUUGCCACACUCAGUGUUCGAGCCAUGCCCCUUCCGGAAGAAGUCACACAGAUUCUGGAAGAAAAUAGUGAUUUGAUUCGUUCUAUGGAGCAGUUGACAUCCUCUUUGAAUGAGGGCAGACAUACUCAGAUGAUCCACCAGAAGACCCAAGAGAAAAUUUGCGAAUUCAAAGGAAAACUAGAGCAAUACCUAACAGGGAGAAAAUGGAGGAACACUGUUGACCAAAUCUGGUCAUUUGGCCCAAGAAAAUGCGGGCCCAACAUAUUAGUUAAUAAAAGCGAAGACUUUCAGAACUCAGUAUGGACAGGCCCAGCCAUCAAAGCUUCAAAAGAGGCCAGUAGAUACCGAGAUUUGGGCAACAGCAUUGUGAGUGGUUUCCAGCUAGCAACCCUCUCUGGCCCCAUGUGUGAGGAGCCUCUCAUGGGUGUCUGUUUUGUUUUGGAAAAAUGGUACCUAAGUAAAUUUGAGGAACAAGGGGCAAAUGAUAAACACAAUGAAGAGCAAAGGGAUGUGGUGCAGGACAGCCAAGGGGAAGAGGAAGCCUGUUCCGGUGGAGGCGAAAACCCGGGGCUCCAAGACGGCGGCUCUGAGCCCUUGGAGAAGAAGACUUCCCAGAAAGGAGAGUCUUCGCUCACUGACUGCUACGGACCCUUCUCAGGACAGCUCAUCGCCACCAUGAAGGAGGCAUGUCGCUAUGCCCUGCAGGUGAAACCUCAGCGUCUGAUGGCAGCCAUGUACACAUGUGACAUCAUGGCCACUGGUGAUGUUCUUGGUCGGGUCUAUGCUGUCUUGUCAAAGAGAGAAGGCCGAGUGCUCCAAGAAGAAAUGAAAGAAGGGACAGACAUGUUCAUCAUCAAGGCCGUGCUGCCUGUCGCUGAGAGUUUCGGCUUUGCGGAUGAGAUCAGGAAGCGGACGAGUGGUCUGGCCAGCCCGCAGCUGGUGUUCAGCCAUUGGGAGGUCAUUCCCAGCGACCCCUUCUGGGUGCCGACUACCGAGGAAGAGUACUUGCACUUCGGCGAAAAGGCUGAUUCCGAGAACCAGGCCCGGAAGUACAUGAACGCGGUGCGCAAGAGGAAGGGUCUGUACGUGGAGGAGAAGAUCGUGGAGCACGCAGAGAAGCAGAGAACCCUCAGCAAAAAUAAGUAACUUCCACUGCUGGCGCGUUCUUGUCUUCCUGUGCCAGGGCUUGAUCCCGGAGAGACGCCUCCAUGCCGCCUUCUCUCUGCGCGUUCACUUUCAAUAAAGCUGACCCUUAUAAAUAUUUUGAAGAGGGUGUCAGAGAACA